AUGAGCGAACACCGCGAAGCAGACAAUCAUAGAACUAACGUUCACCCACCAACCGAGCUGUCACACGAAGCCGAAGCACGAGCCUUUGCGUUCCUCAUAACAUUGAUACAAAAUAUUGUUCAGCUAUUUAGACCGGCAACAACCUCCACAGCAACUCCCUCGUCAUCGACAACCACAGGAACAACUACAGCACCAAUGACACCAAAAGUAACAACCAUUGCCGUGUCAUCAAGUACAGGAACAUCAGCAUCCGCGAACCCAUUAAUUUCAAUCACAGCAACAGAAACCCUAUUGAUGUCAACACCUGGGUCUAGCACUCCAACAAUUUCAACCAUGGAAACGCUUAUUGCAUCCACAUCCACAGAUAGCAUGGAAACAACGCCUGCGAUGUCAACGGAUACACUUAUCGAAACAACGGAAACCACAGUCCUGUCAACCACUACCAGCAAAACAACUUCUGCCACUUCAGUAAGUUUGAUUGUAGAAACCAUUGAAUCGUCCUCGAUUCCACUGACCACCACCGAAUCAAUGUCUGGUACCCCAUCAAUAGCCACCACAGAGUCAACAGAAAUUACGACUACAUUGUCCGAUAGUAGUGAAUCAAUUUCACAAACUACACCAAAUAUAGAUUUAAACACUGAAACCAUACCAAUGUCAAUGACAACCGAUGUUAGUGAAAUAAUUUCCUCCUCAACCAUGACCGAAAGUUCAGCCACCUCAUCUGCUAUCAUCAGUUUAUCAUCUACGGCUAUACCUGUUUCGGUUACAGGAGACAUUGUAACCGAACCCACACCAACGACUAUCGCUGAAUCCAUUUCUACUACCCCAACCGGUUCAACUAUAGCCGAAAACACGAUGUCUACUGCUACUGAUCAACAUACUUCUAUCGCAACAGCUACUGCAGUUACAGAAACUAUCGUAUCCAUCCCCACGUCAUCGACUGUCAGUGACACAACGUCUACUAUGACUGAAAUAACAUCGUUAUCCACUAUCGGUCUAUUAACUUCCACUACCAUACUUGCCUCAGCAACAGAUGUCACCACACUCGCAUCGACGAUUUUUGGCGAAUCAACUUCUACCACUUCAGUCAGUUCAACAGUAACAGAAACAACGGUAUCAUCACCAACUAACAUGCUAUCAGCAGCAACCACUAUGUUUACUGUAGCUACAGAAACCAAUGAAACCCCACCAACGUCAACGAAUGCCAACGAAUUGUCUUCUGUUAUGGCGCCAAGUACAGCCACGUCAUUUACUGACAGUCUUCCAACUUUGACCACUACACUUUUUUCAGUGACAGAAACACCUGUGACUACACCUGUGUCAACGACCGUGAGCGAAUCAAGUACUUCUGAUCCAAUAAGUUCAACGACAGAAAUAAAUGAAACUACAAGCACACCAUCUACUGGCAGUGCAUCAAAUGCUGCAUUUACCUCUGAGUCAGCUACGGAAACAACUUUGUCUAUUCCUACGCCAACUAUUGUUAGCGAAUCAUCUUCUAUCAUCCCAAUUACUGCAACCAUAGUUGAAACGACGAGCACUUCAACUAAUUCGGGCCAAUCCUCUUCUGACACUAACCAACCAACCACUUUAAAUACAGAAACAACCCUUACAACAUUCACAUCCACGACUGUGGGCGAAAUCACGUCUACCAUAACUGGGGCAAUGUCGAUCGUUAUUGGUCCAGCAACUUCUACAAAUAUACUUACUCCUACUACAGAAGCAAUUGCGACCACAGACACGUCAGUAAUUGUCAGUGAUUCAACCUCUACCACUCCAACAGUUUCAGCUACAGAAGGAACUGAGGGUAGUACUGCUUCUAGAUCUACUUCAGUUAUUGAUGCAGCUUCAUCGAUACUCCGAUCCACACCCAUCUAAUUACAGCUACUUCAACUAGCGAAAUAACAAAAACUAUUGUAUAGUGAAACACUACUCCAUCAGUAUUGCAUAUAACAACGAUAAAGAGCCGGCCUCAAACCUUAUUUAAUAA
Molecule: messenger RNA, 1987 nt
Organism: Daphnia carinata
Lineage: Eukaryota; Metazoa; Arthropoda; Branchiopoda; Diplostraca; Daphniidae
Product: mucin-2-like
Exons: 2
Coding region: 1-1875 (624 amino acids)
Source: RefSeq, a predicted model, not a curated record